AUGGGGCCCUUGCUCUUCUUCCCCUUCUCCCCUCUUCUCUCUUCCUCUAUUGUUCUCCAUAAUCGACUGCUUCCUCUCUGUCUGUGUUUCCUCCCCCUGUUUGUCCUGAUGGGUGUUACCAGCGCCGCUUCUACCACCAGCAAAUGCGAUUCUGGCGAAAAGUACUGGUACUGCAGCCAGUGGUCCGGCUGCUGUGAUUACAACCCGUGCAUCCCAGGUGACCGCUGCAUCUUUCUCAACAUGAAAACAUCCUUCGCCGAGUUCAUCACAGAGAGCGAGCAUCAAACCAAAACCGGCAUGAUCACGAGUACCAUAACCCGACCGACCACUACAGCCGACGAGGACUUGGAAUGGUCGACCAUCUCAAUCGAAGAAUCGGCACAGACAGAUGACGAGACUGCGACAGAGACAGAGAUGAAGGAAUCAGCUUCAAAGAGCAUGACCGACUCGGGCACUACCCGCACGAUCCCAAACCCGAACAAGGUCACCGUCACCAAGCACACUCUCAUCAUUACCGACAGGACACCGAGUUUCUUGCCCGAGGUCAGCACCAGCACCUCUUCUUGGGUCGACGAAGGCACCUGGCCAACAUCUGGAAGCACUGGCAUAGGUCCCCCGGCUCAGACGAACGGGUCAGAUCCCUUUGCUGGAGAUGAGGGUGACAGUCCGCUCCCGACAGGUACCAUCGUCGGAGCAGCUGUUGGUGGUGCCGCUGCCCUGGCCAUCUUGGCCGUUCUGGUCUUCGCUCUCCUUCGACGUCGAAGACUCAACCAGGACAACUCUGGCAUGGCCGAUGGUGGUGACAGUAAUGGCGAAAAGAAUCAGUGGCUGGGCUAUGGCGUCUCUCCCCAUACCACGGGGACUCGAGAGGAUCACGAUCCCUUUGCACCUUUUGGAGGACGGGCUGACCGAACGGAUGAUCCUUUCCGGCCACCGAGCAACACAUACGAGAUGGAUGGGACCAGCAACGUCCCAGUUGAGCUUCCUGCAGUCAAGUUCAGUGACGCCAGAGAAGAUCCUCGUCCACAAUUUCACCCACGGGCUCAACCACAGGCUCGCCCCCAGUCACGGUCUCAGUCUCAGUUUCACUCAACAGGCUCCAUGAGCGCCACGCCUUCUUCAUACGGGCAUCCCGUUCAGCCUGCAGGUCCUGUCGAUCCGCGAGCCAAUCUCAAUGCCUCGCUGAGAGAACGGCAGCAGCACACAUAUGUCAACCAUUGGAACCAGUAUCGGGCUCUGGGUCAGGAUGAGCGUUAG
Fusarium vanettenii 77-13-4 is the source of this 1257-nucleotide messenger RNA. RefSeq lists its product as uncharacterized. The record is from RefSeq and is a predicted model, not a curated record. Bases 1 to 1257 code for a protein of 418 amino acids. The transcript has 2 exons. Lineage: Eukaryota; Fungi; Ascomycota; Sordariomycetes; Hypocreales; Nectriaceae.